GGUAAGAUCUCAUCUCGUUGGUCCACAGUCUUUAAUGUUCUGCAAACUGAAAAGUUCAUUGGGCAAAAGAAGCCCACCUCCAACGACAAAAGCAGUAAUAGAACAGGAUACUUACCUGAAGGGUGAAGUACGGGGACACGUCGCUGACUGGGUAGAUAAACCGAUACGAGUACGAAAGUCCCCAAUCUAUGCGGCAAAUAGAAAUAAUCCCCUACUUCCAUACCCCACGAUAAAAAUAGAUCAUCAUGCUGUGUCAAUCCUUUAUCCCAUCCCAUCGCUGCCAUGGUGGAGACUGGAGGAGACUCCAGUAUCAAGUUUGUUUUUGCCCGAAAAUAAGUUGUACGCUUGACGACAAAAAGGAGGACACUUUGGUCCAAAGAGUUACAACCCCACGGUUAACGAAGCACUAUGUCUCUUAGUUUUUACACUUCAGCGGUUCACAUUUGACUGUAUUUUCGAACUAAAAAUCUAUUCAAAUCUAAACGCAACUUACGGAAUAUGCUGUUGAGGGGACACGUUUGAACCGUAUCUCCAAUUGAAACACAGUAUACAAACUUAAUAAAGAGAAACACCCAUUUUUUUCUCUUCUUCUUUCCCUUGUUGCCGGAAGUUGCUAUCGGUAAGCCCAAAGACUUGUAAAAAAAAAAAAUGGAGGACCAGACAACCGAUGACUGGCUACCACCUGGCUGGAAAGUGGAAGUGAGACAGAGAAGGAAUGGUAAAAAAGAUAAGUGUUACUAUGCUCCCUGUGGUGAACUUAGAUUCCUUUCCCGGGCAGAGGUGUCUUGCUAUCUUGACAGGUGUGGUUCUAAAACAGAAGAGAAGGAAAAGGUGUCUGGCAAGCAAUCUUCAAAAAAUGUUACAGUUGAGAAGGCUGCAGCGGAAGGGUUACCUCCAGGAUGGACUAAGGAAGUCAAGAUAACAAAGAGGGCACAUAGAGUCAGAAAAGAUGCGUUUUACACUGAUCCUGUGAGUGGAUAUGUAUUUCGUUCCAUGAAGGAUGCACUUCGUUAUGUUGAAACCGGGGAGCUUGGAAGGCUUGCUUUCAAGCCGAAGGACAAGGGCAGCAAUGAUGAUGACUUGGAAGAAGAUAAUAUCUGUGAGCCUGCCAUUGUUUUGCAACAGAAGGUAGCUGUGAAUGGAACAACUGAUGAAACAGAGGGACAGAGUGCAGAACAGGUUUCAAAUUUGAGUGGGAUAACAAAGGAAGAAGAGAUGCUUACUUCUGCCAGUACAGGAGAACAGACAUUCCUCUCUAAACAGGCUCCUGAUCAGCAUAAAGCUGGAGUAGGUGCUGAAUUGAGCAGCUUGAUCCUGUCAGAAGCUAAGGACUCAGAACAAAUAGGAGGAAAAGAUUCUGAUGAAGGUUUACAUGCUUCGGACAAUUUAGUUGGAGUCCUCUUAGAUAAACAGUCUAGAGAAAAUGGGAUGACAAGGAUUGAAAAUGAAAAAACCAAACAGGGAAGGGGCAAGACCAGGCUUAAAAAGGCUCUCAAUAUUCCUCGACGAGCUUCAAAGCGACUUGCUGGAGUUGCACUUGAUCCAACACCAGAAGUAAAAACUACUAGAGGUCGCAGAUCUUCAAUCACGCAAUUAAGUGUAGUACCUGAUGCAGCUAAGAAUUCUUCCCCUGGUAGCUGUAUCCUUGAGGCCUCUAAACAGCCUGAUCAACUUGAGUCUGCUCUGGAAACAAGCUGCGGCCUUGACGCAUCUAAGAAUAAGGAACUGUUAUUGGCACCAAAUAACAUGCUUUCUUAUGGGGACAUGCUAACAGGAAAUGGUCAUGUUGAAAAUUUAGAAACAAAAUCUAAGGUUGAUGAAGAUAAAGGUGUUUUACCGCUGGGGAAAGCUGCUAUUCCAGAACAUUCUGGAAAGGUCGAAAGUGAUGAUAAAACUAGUGAGGUGCCAGGAUCCCUUGUUGAUAUGCCUCUCGCAGAUUUAUGGACAGAUCCAUGCAUUGCAUUUGCCAUUCAAACUCUCACUGGAAUACCGUGUGAUACUCCAAAAAUCUCUGAGUCCAACAGUAAUAAAUGUCCACGAGUUCUGGCUACUCCAGAAGUUCAUGAUGAGAGAGAAGAAAAUGGAAAUAGGAGUGUUGAAAGACAAGGAUGUGGUAUUGAUAUGCCUGUGUCAGUCCCAGCCAUUCGGAAAGAACAUGCUGGAAUGGUUGAAAAAGGCCACAAGAAUGAUGAGAUGCCUAGGUCAUCCCUUGAUACGCCUUUGGCAGAUAUCUGGGCAGAUCCUUGCAUCGAAUUUGCAAUUAAAACUCUCACUGGGGUAAUUCCAGUUGAGCAUGGUCUGGGGACUCAGGAUUACUUUCAGCAGCAACCGAGCACUUCGCUGACCCAAUCCAAUAGUCACUUGACCCUGCGAAAUGUUGGUAUAGAUAACUUCUCCCAAACUGAUUUCAUAUGUCAGCAAUACGAUGUCACAGAGCAGUCCAUAUCUAAAGAACAUCCUAUUAUAAAUCCUAUAUUUAAUUAUACUCAUCGUCGCAAUGGGGCGAGGCCAUGAAUGCUGAAGGCUAUCGUCUUCUCUGUAUAGUUCAGGAAACUUGCUAGAAUUUAGAAAAGACUACUAACCUUGUAACUUUUCGCUUUAUGUUUCAUUGUUUCACUGCAGUCUAAUUAUUGUUUACCACUUGAUUACACAUAAUUUUAGAAUGAGGUUUGCAUCAUUGAGCUCACUAGUUAGCGUGGC
This is a messenger RNA of Durio zibethinus, 2700 nucleotides long. RefSeq lists its product as uncharacterized. The record is from RefSeq and is a predicted model, not a curated record. Lineage: Eukaryota; Viridiplantae; Streptophyta; Magnoliopsida; Malvales; Malvaceae. Gene Ontology annotation, molecular function: DNA binding.